CUGCAGAUAAUUAGGCGUGGUGCAACCCCAGUUUCGAACCAAAUACGAAAUUGCAGGUAUUUUACGUCAAUUGGGAUUUCUGGGUACUUUUAACUUUAAGCUUUCCUGCUCCUCUGUUCCUGAUUUGGAACUAAAGGUUUUCUUAAAUUACACAAUUCGGGUUGGUUGAGUUUACUUUUAGCUCGAUGAUUCUCAAAAUAUAAAUUCUUUCUUGUACUUCAGCUCGGUGAAGUUUUAAGUACAAGUUUGUUGUUAUCCUGAUGCGGUGAUGUGGAUGUCAUGACAAUUUAUGUGUAAACAUUUACUUGUGGAGAAUUUGUGGUUGCUUGUGGUAGAUGAGAUUUAGGACUCAUAUGGAAUUUUAUUAUCAAUGUGCAGCCACACUUGGUUUUGCUCUGAAUUAUUUGAACCGACUUCUUCAUCACGAAUUUGAUUUGGUAGGUCAUGGCAGAGCCUAAACUAAUAGCAAUUUGCCAGUUGGGGGGCGAAUUUGAGACUGAUAAGGAUGGUUCAUUAUCUUAUAGAGGUGGUAAUGCUCAUGCUAUAGACAUUGACGACCAAAUGAAGUUUAAUGACUUUAAGAUGGAAGUUGCUGAAAUGUUUAACUGUAGCAUCAAUACUAUUUCUCUCAAGUACUUUCUCCCUGGCAAUAGGAAGACUCUCAUUACUAUCUCCAAUGAUAAGGACCUAAAGAGGAUGAUAAAGUUUCAUGGGGAUUCUGUCACCACUGACAUUUAUGUAAUAUUGGAAGAUAUUGUUCUGCCUGAUGUCUCAAACUUGCCCGCCAGUAGAUCAAGCAGAACAACUUUGUCAGAAGCAGUUCCUCCUGUUGAUGCGCCUCUGGCUAUUGUGGAUGAUACCAUGCAAUCUGCUAUCCAACUCGCUGGACCUCUUGAUGUUGUAGUUGAUACCAAUCAUGUUGAUGUUCAUGUUGAUGAUGCACAGAUUGAUCAACCACUUGACAUUUCCCCUAUUCUUCCUCUUGUUGGUUCCACUGACGAUAGGCAUGGUAAAGGUGCACAACAGUGGCAAAAUACUAUUACUGGAGUGGGUCAAAGAUUCACCAGUGUUCAUGAAUUUCGUGAAUCAUUGCGUAAAUAUGCCAUUGCACAUCAGUUUGCUUUUAGGUAUAAGAAGAAUGAUAGUCACCGUGUGACUGUUAAAUGCAAAGCAGAAGGUUGUCCUUGGAGAAUUCAUGCAUCAAGAUUGUCAACCACUCAACUAAUCUGUAUUAAGAAGAUGAAUCCAACGCAUACAUGUGAAGGGUCUGUAGUGACAACAGGGCAUCAGGCAACUCGAAGCUGGGUGGCUAGCAUCAUCAAGGAAAAGUUGAAAGUUUUUCCAAAUUACAAGCCUAAGGAUAUUGUAAAUGACAUCAAACAAGAGUAUGGGAUCCAGCUAAAUUAUUUUCAGGCAUGGCGUGGAAAAGAGAUUGCAAAGGAACAACUUCAAGGUUCAUAUAAAGAGGCAUAUAAUCAGUUACCCUUGUUCUGUGAAAAGAUAACAGAGACUAAUCCAGGCAGUCUUGCUACUUUCACUACUAAGGAAGACUCGAGUUUCCAGCGCCUGUUUGUCUCAUUCCAUGCAUCAUUAUAUGGUUUUCUUCAAGGUUGUAGGCCUCUCCUUUUCCUUGAUAGUAUACCAUUGAAGUCAAAAUAUCAAGGCACAUUAUUAGCUGCAACAGCUGCAGAUGGGGAUGAUGGUGUAUUUCCUGUGGCAUUUGCUGUAGUAGAUGCAGAAACUGAUGAUAAUUGGCAUUGGUUUUUAUUGCAACUGAAAACUGCACUAUCAACCUCUUGUCCCAUAACAUUUGUGGCAGACAGACUGAAGGGUUUAAAGGAAUCAAUUGUUGAUAUAUUUAAGGAAUCAUACCAUGGCUAUUGCCUUCGGUACUUGACUGAGCAACUUAUUCGGGACUUGAAGGGACAGUUUUCUCACGAGGUGAAGCGACUCAUGGUUGAGGAUUUGUAUUCUGCUGCUUAUGCACCUAGGCCUGAAGUAUUUCAGAGGUGCAUAGAAAGCAUUAAAAGCAUUUCACUAGAUGCUUAUACUUGGAUCAUACAAAGUGAGCCUCAAAAUUGGGCUAAUGCAUUCUUUCAGGGUGCUAGAUAUAACCAUAUGAUGUCUAACUUUGGAGAGAUGUUCUAUAGUUGGGCAUCAGAUGCUCAUGAAUUGCCGAUAACACAGAUGGUUGAUGCAAUACGGGGUAAGGUUAUGGAGUUGAUUUACACACAGCGGGCAGAAUCUGAUCUGUGGAUGACAAGGUUAACACCAUCCAUGGAGGAAAAACUUGAAAAGGAGAGCUUAAAGGCCCCCUCCCUUCAAGUGCUACUGUCUGCUGGUAGCACAUUUGAGGUUCGUGGUGAAUCAGUUGAAGUGGUUGACAUUGAUCGAUGGGAUUGUAGUUGCAAAGGGUGGCAGCUAACUGGUUUACCUUGCUGCCAUGCUGUUGCAGUCAUUAGUUGUAUUGGAAGGAGCCCAUAUGAAUAUUGUUCAAGAUAUUUCACAACUGAGAGCUACAGAUUAACUUAUUCAGAAUCAGUUCAUCCUAUACCAACUGUGGACUGGCCUGUCCCGAAAGAUUCUUCUCAACUUACAGUAACUGUAACCCCUCCUCCAACCCGACGCCCUCCAGGACGACCCACUACAAAGAGAUGUGGACCACAAGAUGUAGCUAAACGUCAGCUCCAGUGCAGUAGGUGCAAGGGUCUUGGACACAACAAAUCCACCUGCAAAGAGCUUUUGUAGAGUGUUAGAAGAGCUUUGUAAAGUUUAAGGCGCUGUAAGUAUCAGUUAUUUGCACAUAGUGCACUUUAUAAUAUCUCUUUCAUGACACUGGAACUAUUGGUUUUCUUUAUUGACUACUUCCAUUUUUGAAUCCUAUAUGAACAGAAAUUGAUUUGCAUUUCUAGGUUUUGCUUUCAAUAUACCUAUACUGAAGUCCGUAUACAGCCAUAUAUAUCCAGCUACUUGCUGCUUCAAAAAUAUUGGUCAACAAAAUGGCCAAGACAGCUUCUUUUCUAUAUAAACACGCACUUGUACGUUUUUAGAUGAGUCUUUGCUUUGGAGUUCCUGAGAUGCAAUCUGUAGAUGCUAUUGAUGUAUUCAGCUAAUCAAAUGUUCUCAUGUUUGUCAGAAUCUGUAAAUGCAACGUUAACGCUCUCAUAUCUCAUCAAGGACCGGAGGCAUCAGGCUGAAACUGAAGGAUACACAAAAACCUGCAAUGUUAUGACAAUAAACCUGAGCCAUGGGAAUCAAUCUUUAGCAUUUUAGGGUAGUUUUUGUGUAGCCAGUGUUCUUUGGUAUUUAUUUUUUACUUGAAUUCAUGCUAUAGCUCGAAUAACAAGCGAUGACCAUGGCAAUAAUGCUAGGGAAGCAUGUUCUAGCUUGAUGUAAACAUAAGAGUACUGGUUCUCAAUAUUUGCCGGUGAUAUGAGGAAAGGCUUUUUCACUUGUCAA
Molecule: messenger RNA, 3459 nt
Organism: Hevea brasiliensis (rubber tree)
Lineage: Eukaryota; Viridiplantae; Streptophyta; Magnoliopsida; Malpighiales; Euphorbiaceae
Exons: 3
Coding region: 445-2748 (767 amino acids)
Molecular function (GO): protein binding; zinc ion binding
Source: RefSeq, a predicted model, not a curated record